UCACAUACUUGAAAUUAAUAAUAUGAAAUUGAAUUAAUUCUCAAAUUGAAGAAGAAGAAAGCAGAGAGAUCGAGAAAAGUUAGAGGUGAAGGGAGAGACCCAAUGCGAAUGCAAAACCCCAGAAAAUCAUCUUGAUUUUGAGGCCAACCGCAAUGCCGAGGCAUUUCUCCCUCCUCCGUCGCCGCCACCACCACUAUUUCUUCUCUUUCCUCCUCCUUCUCUCAAACGCAGCCCUUUGUCCCAUCUCCGCCGCCAAAACCGAGGUCGCCCUCCUCUAUUCAUGGCUCCACUCUUCUUCCUCCUCUUUUCCCGCCUUCUCGACCUGGAACCCUCGCGAUUCCGACCCCUGCAACUGGUCAUUCAUCUCAUGCUCCUCCGCCAAAUUUGUGACGGAGAUUAACAUCCAGUCUCUCCACCUCGCAUUGCCCUUUCCCUCCAAUCUCUCCUCUCUCACAUUUCUCCGAACCCUCACCAUCUCCGCAGCGAAUCUCACCGGAGAAAUCCCGCCCGAUAUCGGCGACUGCGUUUCUCUCAGAGCAAUCGAUGUUAGCUCCAACAGCCUCACCGGAGCCAUUCCGGCAACAAUCGGCAAGUUAAAAAACUUGGAGGAUUUGAUUCUCAACUCUAAUCAGCUCACGGGGAAGAUUCCUCCCGAGAUUGGCAGCUGCGCUAGUUUGAAAAAUCUCCUAUUGUUCGAUAACAGGCUGAGCGGGAGCAUCCCCUUCGAGAUCGGGAAGCUAUUCGGUUUAGAAAUCCUGCGCGCCGGCGGCAAUCAGGAUAUAGAUGGAAGAUUACCUGAUGAGAUUUCUAACUGUGAGAAUUUGGAGGUGUUAGGGUUGGCAGAGACGAAGAUCUCCGGUGAAAUUCCAGCCUCUUUCGGUAAAUUGGGGAAACUUCAGGUGCUGUCGCUUUACACGACUAUGCUCUCCGGCGAGAUUCCGGCGGAGAUAGGGAACUGCUCGGAGCUCGUCGAAUUGUAUCUUUACGAGAAUAGCCUCUCCGGCGCGCUGCCGCGCGAGCUCGGGAAGCUUCAGAAACUGGAGAAAUUGCUUCUAUGGCAGAACAAUUUCGUCGGCUCCAUUCCUCAAGAGCUCGGAAACUGCAGAAGCUUAGUCGUGAUUGACGUUUCGUUGAACUCAUUGACAGGAAUUAUUCCUCAAUCGUUGGGGAAUCUCACCAAUCUCGAAGAACUGAUGCUCAGCAGCAACAACGUCUCCGGCUCAAUCCCCGCCGUCCUCUCCAAGGCGUCAAGCCUUAUUCAAUUUCAGGUGGACAGCAAUCAGAUUUCCGGCUCCAUUCCCCGGGAAUUUGGAUCGCUGAGCCAGCUUCAGGUCUUCUUCGCAUGGGACAACAAGCUCGAAGGCAGCAUUCCGGCGGCAUUAGGCGGCUGCAGCAGCCUCCAGGCGCUGGAUUUGUCGCGUAAUUCACUCACCGGAAUCAUGCCCCCGAGCAUUUUCAAGCUCUCGAAUCUCACCAAGCUUCUAUUGAUUUACAACGAUUUAUCCGGUGCUAUUCCGCCAGAGAUAGGCGAAUGCAGGUCUCUUAUCCGGUUGCGAUUGGCUGGGAACAAGAUCAAUGGAAGAAUUCCGGUAACAAUCGGAUUGCUAAGCAAUCUGAUGUUUCUAGAUAUCUCCAGCAACCGUCUCAGUGGUCCUGUUCCGGAUGAGAUCGGCAACUGCAACCAGCUUCAGAUGCUCAACCUCGCCGGAAACUCGCUCACUGGAAACCUGCCUAGUUCGAUUUCAUAUCUCAGUAAGCUGGAGGAAUUGGACGUUUCGAUGAAUCAACUUGCUGGCUCAAUCCCUAGCAGUUUCGGUGAACUUUUCUCUCUGAGUAGGCUUUUGCUCAGCAGCAAUCUAUUGUCAGGCGAAAUCCCGGCCACACUCGGUCGCUGCUCGCGGCUUCAGUUGCUCGACCUGAGCCAGAAUCAGCUGUUUGGGAGCAUUCCGGUGCAGAUAUUUCAGAUAGAGGCUCUUGAAAUCGCUCUGAAUUUAAGUUGGAACGCCCUAACAGGGCAAGUUCCGCCUCAGAUUGUGGCUUUGAGCAAGCUCUCUGUUUUGGACCUCUCGCACAACCACCUCAACGGAGAACUCACGCCUCUCUCCGGCCUCGUGAACCUCGUCUCCUUGAACAUAUCCUACAACAACUUCACCGGCUACCUUCCUGAUAACAAGCUUUUCAGGCAGUUAUCGAGCACUGAGCUGGCCGGGAACCAGGGCUUAUGUGGUCGGGGGCAUGACUCGUGCUUCCUUAGAGACCGUGCACAAAUGCCUCGUUCGGGGUGGCCCUGGAGGCUGAAACUGGCAAUCGCGCUGCUCGCUGCGGUGACUGUCGCCUUGGGCGUGGUCGGGGCAAUGGCGGUUAUGAGGGUUAGGAGGAUGAAUAAAGAAGAGAGGGAUGCUGAAUCCGGAGGUGGUGGUGGUGCAUUUUCUUGGAAGUUCACUCCAUUUCAGAAGCUGAAUUUCACAAUCGAACAAGUGGUGGACUGCCUGGUGGAGUCGAACGCGGUCGGGAAGGGAUGCUCGGGGAUCGUGUACCGAGCAGAGCUGGACAAUGGGGAGGUGAUCGCGGUGAAGAAGCUGUGGCCGACGACAACGGUGGGGGGUGGGGUGCGGGACUCGUUCUCGGCCGAGGUGAGCACGCUGGGGUCAAUACGACACAAGAACAUCGUCAAGUUCUUGGGGUGCUGCUGGAACGACAACACGCGGCUACUCAUGUACGACUACAUGCCGAACGGAAGCCUCGGGAGUUUCCUACAUGAGAGGAGGAAUGGAGGGUGCCUGGAGUGGGACGUCAGGUACGGAGUCAUAGUUGGCGCUGCUCAGGGCUUGGCUUAUCUGCACCACGACUGCACCCCUCCUAUCGUGCAUCGCGACAUCAAGGCUAAUAAUAUCUUGAUCGGCCUCCAUUUCGAGCCCUACAUUGCCGAUUUUGGACUGGCCAAGCUCGUCCAUGAUCGAGAUUUCACGCGAUCUUCCAACACGGUCGCUGGCUCCUAUGGUUAUAUAGCGCCUGAGUAUGGGUACUCAAUGAAGAUCACAGAGAAGAGCGAUGUGUACAGCUUUGGAGUUGUGAUGCUCGAAGUAUUAACGGGCAAGCAGCCGAUAGACCCUACCAUACCGGAAGGGCUUCACAUUGUGGAUUGGAUGCGGCGCAAAAGAAAGGAAGGAGCCGACGUGCUGGACCCGAGCUUAAGGCACACGACGGAGGUGGAGAUUCAAGAGAUGAUGCAGACUGUUGGAGUUGCUAUGCUGUGUGUGCAUCCUUCACCGGAGGACCGGCCGACAAUGAGGGACGUGGCAGCAAUGCUGAAGGAGAUUAGGCAAGAGAGGGAGGAGAUUAGCAAAGGGUCAGAGAUGCAGGAAAAGGGGAGCUGCAACGGAGAGCCAUCAUCAGCAAUGCAGGGAUUGUGUUUGAAGACUACUACUAACACUUCAUCUUCGUUGCUGCAAUCCAAUUCCUCUAUUGCCAAAUUUGGCCUUGCUAAGGAAUAAAUUUUGUUUCUUUA
Molecule: messenger RNA, 3508 nt
Organism: Salvia hispanica
Lineage: Eukaryota; Viridiplantae; Streptophyta; Magnoliopsida; Lamiales; Lamiaceae
Biological process (GO): protein phosphorylation
Molecular function (GO): ATP binding; protein kinase activity; protein binding
Source: RefSeq, a predicted model, not a curated record